AUGGUCGACUCGUCCGCAGCCAUCCGCCGGGGCCACCCCAUCAGCUUCCUGCUCUUCACCUUUGUCGCCUUCAUCGUUGCCGUGAUUGCGUCGACGCUGGUGGCCGACUACAACUCGAACGGCAACGCGCCAACCAAGGGCAUUGAGAAUGCCACCCGCUUCCUCCUCUUUGCCGGCUGGUGGGGCUUCCUCAUCGGCGCCGUCUACGUAAGUCUGCUCGAACGCGCCGAGAUCCCGCCGGCAUCUGCUUCCGCAGCCGUCGCGCAGACCGGUCUUUUCCUUGCCAGCGUCGGCGGCGUCAUCACCUCGAUCGCCGGCCACGGAGUCGCUCUCUUCCUCACCUGGAUCUUCUGGCUCGCCGGUGCCGCUGCCCUCACCGACCGCACCGGCGGCUCGUUCAGCUGUGCCGACAAGGGCUACCCAUUCCCUUACUGCAACUCGACCAAGGCGCUCAUGGCUUUCGCCUGGAUCGGCUGGAUCAUCCUCACCCUCAUGUUUGCCGUCGUCGUCUUCUUUGGCGCGCGCGCCUUCUCCGGUGGCCGCUCCGUCAAGGAGUCGCUCGCAUAA
This is a messenger RNA of Moesziomyces antarcticus, 567 nucleotides long. RefSeq lists its product as uncharacterized. The coding region runs from base 1 to 567 and encodes 188 amino acids. The transcript is spliced from 2 exons. The record is from RefSeq and is a predicted model, not a curated record. Lineage: Eukaryota; Fungi; Basidiomycota; Ustilaginomycetes; Ustilaginales; Ustilaginaceae.